Trichoderma reesei QM6a is the source of this 1956-nucleotide messenger RNA. RefSeq lists its product as uncharacterized. The transcript has a single exon. The coding region runs from base 1 to 1956 and encodes 651 amino acids. The record is from RefSeq and is a predicted model, not a curated record. NCBI's taxonomy places the organism in Eukaryota, Fungi, Ascomycota, Sordariomycetes, Hypocreales, Hypocreaceae.
AUGUUUCGGUUCUGGAGUUCCGAUUCACGGGGAAGCGACAAGACCAUCCAUGGGUCGCCAGCUCGCGCCUUUGGUUCGCCCAGCAGCAAGUCGUCAGUCGCAUGCGAUCCGGCGUCGCAGGCAGUGCCUAUGGACGACUGCCCUCGCAAACGGCUGCAUCGUGACGUCGAGACCGACGACGACGACGACGAUGUCGACGACGCCAUGAGCUAUGCUGCAUCGGCAAAGCGCCGCAGGACCGGCUCCGAGGCGUUGGCCACGGAGCCAUCCUCCACCAGUUCACAAAGUCCUUCCUGUUCGACGGCGGCCGAUCCCAGUGCCGCCGAGAGAGCCAGAGACCUGAUCCAAGCCGAAUUCUGCCAGGAGAUCCUGCUCAAGCACCAGGAGCUAAGACUAAUCAACCAAGAGCUAGCCAAGUGUCAGAUUGCGCUUGAGCAACUGCGACGAUGCCAUCUCAUCCCGUAUCCUGUGAACUGUCCCACUCCUCAACAAAUGCUAGACGUUAGCGACGGAAAGGGCCCUGCAGUAGUGGCCAAGGCGGGCGAUGUUGUUCCUCGCUGGGCGCCUCCUUUUGGCGUCGUCGACGGACCUUACUCUCGGCACUAUGCCAAGUGGCUCAUACCCGAUCCAGCCUUUGACGGCAUCCAGCCAGAGUUGCCGCCAGUCACUGCACGUGGUUCCAUCUCAGAGGGAAGGACGACCAGGAAUAGUAAUGGUGAGGUUGGAGUUGGCAUGCUCAAGGGCCGGCGAGGCAACGGCAGCCAGAAGUUUGAGUCUCUGUCCAGCGGCUACCCCCCUCCCAAAGACAAGGCAGGCCCGUGUGUGCUGACCCGGGCGGACGGCCAAACGGUCAAGCUGGUCUGCCUGGACUGCCAUCGAGACAACUUCUCGAGCACCCAGGGCUUCAUCAACCAUUGCCGCAUAGCACACAAGCGUGACUUCAAGAGCCAUGAGGAGGCCGCCGUUCACUGUGGCCAGCCUUACGAGGCUCCCGAGGGGGGUAACAUCCCCAAGGACAACAACAAGGCUACGGCCCCCGCCGCAUCUUCGGUUUCGACUACCGCAACCACCGCGUCGCCCUUCGUGCAUGCCUUUGCGCGUCCCGACAUGACGGAGCAAGAAGUCUUCAAGUCGCUUCGGAUGAGAAUUUCCGACUCGCUGAAGCUAUACAACCAGGGCAAGCUGUCGGUUGUCAAGUUCCCCAGCAACAUUAACGCUGUCGCGUAUCCCGGCAAGGCAUCGGCUUCGGCUUCGGCACGAGCAUCAGCACCGGACUGUGGCCCGUCAGCCGAUGCGCCGCAUUUGGCGCGUCUCUUGAAGGCUCGCAACUUCCGGGGCAACUUCCAGGAUGUCGUUGCCGACGCAAAGGCAAAGAUCUCAAUCGAAGAUGUUGCCGGAGACGAGUCAGAAGUCGAUGGCUCAGUAUCCCCCACGCAGGACGCACCGCCGGCCCGGGCGUCGGUUGUUAUGCGCAUGCCCGCCAGAACCGCAAAGACUCCUGUUUCCACUGGCUCCUCUGCCCGGCCGACGAGCAGCAAGGGCCGUGCCGCUCACAUGGUCUUGGCUUCGCCAUCGGAUUCUGACAUGGCCACAAUGGCCAACAGGCACCGGUCUGACGCGGCCCUAUCGGACGAGGACGUGGACAUGGAGGAUGCGGAAAUGAGCCCCAACACGCUCGUCAGCAAUAAUGCGCCUUCGCUUGUUAGUGACGACGGAGAGUAUGACGACUCCGACGAAGGCUCUUCUGUUUCCGGGGCAAGUGACCAGCUGGAGGCGGAAUCCGUCUCGGAUGUUGCCGAAAUCACCCUGGAUUAUGAGACAGACCCGCGAACACUUCGCCGAGAAUCGACGGGCAUGACAGGACCCGUGCGGCUGCGCAAAGAGGCGGCCAAGCAGGUCACCUUUAUUGGCCCCGUCAAAAGCAGUGCCCAAGAGAGACGGCACCGGAAGGCCUAA